Eupeodes corollae is the source of this 4944-nucleotide messenger RNA. RefSeq names its product TLR4 interactor with leucine rich repeats (gene haf). The transcript has 12 exons. The record is from RefSeq and is a predicted model, not a curated record. Gene Ontology annotation, molecular function: protein binding. The coding region runs from base 1202 to 4120 and encodes 972 amino acids. NCBI's taxonomy places the organism in Eukaryota, Metazoa, Arthropoda, Insecta, Diptera, Syrphidae.
GCAAUAGCAAAGCAAGUCCAAGCAGAAGCACUGACAUCGGCAAAGGCAACUAGCACUGGCUCUGGCAACUUCGACUACGAGUAUAUUGGCGGCGCGAAGCAAAUGAUUCCGAUGGAGUAUCUCCGACAAUUUAGUCACCUGUAAAGGUUCCAACGUGCCACAUCGUACAUGGUGGUUGGCUCUUGCUCUUCUUUGCGUUAUUCGUUCAAAAUUGUGUUUUGUCUUUGGGUUUUUGUGUUCGUUUUUAUCGUCUCUGUGUCGUGAAUAUUGUUGUUUUUAUUUUCUUUAGUUUUUUAAAUUUAUUUAAAAAAAAACCUAUUUUGUUUAAACAACUUCAAUCGGGUGCUGUUUUCAUACGAUUGGAUUCGAUUUGAUUUGUUUUUCUAUUAAUUAACGUAUCAUACCGUUAUACCGCACGAAAGUUAAAGCGAUAUUAUUUAUAAUCAUUGGUGCGAGACAACUCGAUUUAAUAAGCCAGUCAGUCGACCAACUGCAUUUAAGUGAAAUUUUCAAUUAAAAAAAAAUGUAAAUUAAGAAAAAAAGAAGAGAAAAAUAAUAUUUAUUAAUAAAUAAAGUUAUAAUUAUUUUGUCUUAUCAUAACUUUACGGUCAUUUUGUAUCUUUGUGAAUCCGUUAAAUUUUUUGAAAAAAAAAUUAGUUAUCCAAUUGGCCAUCAUCAACAUCUUCAUCGGUUUGUUUUUCAUUUUGUUACCAUUCUUCAUAUCUUCAAAAAAUAAUAAUAAAUUAAUCUUCUUCUGUGUGCUUCUUUUUUUUCCAGUGGCUUUUGGCCUAACAGUUGUUUUUUGAAUUUUUAAAAUUUAUUUUUUGUUUUGUUUGUUUUAAGUUUUUGUUUUUUAAAAAAAGUGCAACGAACAGGUGUCAAAUUUUUUUCGUUUUUCACCUCGAAUCACCCUCAACUCAAUAAACCGCCAAAAUAAAAGAAACCAAAUUAUUAAACGAACCAACGAAGAAAUAAAAGAAACAGUUUAUCGCUUGGUCUGUUCGGUGUAUGGAACGUGUGGGCGAAAGAGUUCCCCAUCAUCAUCUCUAUUGAGCAAGAUUCCAUACAAAUUCUUCAAUAUACUACUGCCAUUUAUUGGAUUUAAUUUAAAAGGUGCUGAGAUUGCAUUAGAUGCGAAAAAAGAUAACCAUCGUCAUACUAUCUCAAUGAAGUGAUACUUUACGUUUCUAUACAAACUACUAUGAGACGGCAGCAGCAGCAGCAGCAUACGUGUAUAACAAUGGCAACGACGACGAAGACAACGAGGAGAAGAAGAACCGGCAGCGAACACAGGAAUUGGCUACUUCAAAUUGUGGUUAUUCUUGCGGCUCUGGGUUUAACCGCAGCCCAAUGCCCAUGGCAAAGGGAACUCCUCGAACUGCAAGCGACGUGUAUAUGCUCAUACAAUCUGGGACGAGAACUAUCAGUACAAUGUGAUCAGGUUGAAUUCCCACUUUUACUUGAUGCCUUAAAUAAAUAUGCUCGUGACAAGCCCAUCGACCUGCUUUAUGUGAACAACUCUACGAUAGAGGAAUUGCAGGAUGAAAUAUUUGUGAAUCUUCGUCUGCACAAUGUUCAGUUGAGCAGUUGUAAGAUAAAGCGCAUUGAAGAUGGAACAUUCAAGGGUCAAGAGAGCGUUUUGAAGAAUCUCAAUCUUCAGGAUAAUCUGUUGGAAGCUGUGCCAAUUGGGGCACUCAAAAUUCUGACUAUUUUAAAUUUGUUGGAUUUGUCGAAGAAUCGAAUAGUUUCGAUACCGGAAAAUGCCUUUGAAGGGCUAAGUAAGUUGUCGACGUUGAAGCUGAAUGAUAACAAUGUGACCAUUCAGGCGGGAGCUUUUAAUGGACUAGAGAAGAGUUUGAAGAAUUUAAAUCUCAAAGGGACACGACAGCGACGUGUUCCCGAAUCCAUUCGUGGCCUUAGAUCCUUGGCGUUCUUGGAUCUCUCACUGAACGGUAUCAAAGAGCUUCCUGGCGUUGGAGGUCUUCGGACUUUUGAAGGUUUAGAUUCUUUGACUGCCCUUAAUUUGGAGAGGAAUCUUAUCCAGAAUUUGGGUGAGAAUGCUUUCGCGGGAGUCAAGAAAUCCCUCAGCUCUUUAAGCCUGCUCAACAAUUUACUAGCCGAGUUCCCUGUGGGAGCGGUUCACUCGUUGAGAGAACUUCGCGUGCUCGACAUUGGGUUCAAUUUGCUGACUGCUCUCCCAGAGGGCGCAUUUCGUGGAAAUCCUAGCAUCACUCUUUUGGCAUUGGACGGCAAUCCCUUGCCAACAGUGCCAGAGAAGGCCUUCACCCACUUAAACUCCACCUUGCGAGGCCUAUCGCUCGGUGGACGGUUCUUGCACUGUGAUUGUAAGCUCCGAUGGGUCGCUGAAUGGAUCAGGAAUGGGGACCUUCAGGUCACAUCUCGCGAAAGAAAUCCUCAGUUUUGUGGGACUCCAGGUCGCUUCAGUGACCGCGGUUUCUAUUCAAUCCAACCGGAAGAACUAACCUGUCCAGAGUCAGAGGUCGAUUUGAAUGGCCCUGUAGGAGUGGUUGAUUCAUUGAUUCCACGCAUAAAGCCAACAAUUGCAGCUGCAUCAUCGACUCCCCUCGAAACCACCGUCUCAACAACUGCGAAAGCAACAACCCCUCAAACAACAAUCUCAACUACUACAGAAGCUGUGACUGCCCGGCGGACAUCGAGCACUGCUCCACCACCACCGCCAUCACCUCCAUCGCCAUCGCCGUCAACCACAAAAGAGGUUCCUGCGCCACCAACGGUGCCAUCAAGCACAUCGACAGCUAGCACCACUUCAAUAAAGCCUCCCUCUUUGGCCACAACACAAUCAACCUCCACAACGUCAAAGACACCCUCGAACAUGCAACAACAUCAAUCCACGUCUUCAUCUACCGGCACUGCACCGAUUGCCACUAAAAGCCAAGCACCACCCCCAUGGCGUCAACAGCAGCCAGGUGGACUCGGUGGUGGUGCUGCUGCUUCAUCAGCUGCUGGCAUACCACACAAGCAACAACGCCCGCCACUAGUAUUGGGUUUCCCACCGCAGCGAGGCACCCGCAUCGACGAUGCCAACGAGGUGCAAGUAAAAAAUGCCUUCCGCCAGGAUAGCUCGGUCAUAAUUCAGUGGGACUCCGAUACAGCGAACAUCCUUGGCUUCCGAGUGGUAUAUCGAUUGUUUGGCGAAAAGAGCUUCAAGCAGGGCCCUCCACUCGAGUCCAGCGAACGUGAGUUCAAGAUAAAGAAUGUCCCCUCGCAGGAGUGCAUCAUCGUGUGUGUCAUAUCACUCGAAGAGCUGCAUGUCACCCCUGAGACCGUUCCGUAUCAGCAGUGUCGCGAGGUGCGAACCGUUGCGUCGCAAACAUCGAAUAUGGACAAAAUAACAAUAGCGGCCAGUGCAGCCAUCUGUGGGACAAUUAUUGUAGCUGUAAUUGUGUUCAUUGCCGCAAGCAGGCGAUCGAGGAAACUACAAACCUCACAGCAAAAGAGCCCCCUGCCAAUGGGUGGCUUACCUGUCAAUUGUUGCGGACCAGCAGGCAGUCCGGGUCCCCUGGGAUCGAUGGCUACGUUGUCCGCAUUCAAUAAUCACAAGGAAUGGGAUCAAGUAUCAGCAUACAGCAGUAGAUCUAUUCCAAGACCAAGAAUUUAUCCAAUGGAUAAUCAAGAUGAUUUAAGGAGCCAUUUCUCUGGGAUGCCAGGAAAAGUCAGUAAAGCAAGAUCCAUCGCCGAUGGCCAAUCGCAGCACAGCUUUUCUAACAAUUCACAUCGCGGAUAUCUUGGUACAGCAUUUCCCACAAAUUUAGUUAAUUCACGACCGGAACUCCGGCAAUCGCGUCAAUCACUGGCAGCUGCAUCCGAACGUAUGUCGCGUGCCUCAUAUGCCGGCUCAAUUCAUGGUCCAACAAGUAUUGCGUCUAGUUCAAGACGGUCACGGCCGCGAUCUAGAUCACGAGACCAUUUAAAUGGACCACAUAUUCACAGUCAUCGACCAGGAAGCCGAUACUCGACUGCUGGAUCGACACAUACCCUUAAUAACUAUUGUGACACGUCAGAUAAUUGGACUGAGAACGAUAUGGAAAUCUAUAUGGCUAGAAAUCCGACAACACGCAAUGGAUUGGUGCCAUUAUGAGGGCGGGUUUUUUUGUCCUGAUAUUUCGAUGUUGUAUUAAAUUUGGAUGAGAUUUUCUGACGGUACGUUUCUCGGCCACGAUUACACGUUCGGCCAUAUAAGGAUUAUAAUCAGCAACAACAACAACAACAACAAGUACAACAAAAUCAACAACAACAACAGCAUCAUAAUGAACCUCAACGAUGGAGACAACGACAACAAGAAAGGUUUCAUCGUCGUCGCUUCCAUAACCAUCAUCAUUGUAAUCAUCAACACCAUCUAUACCAGCAUCAACAGAACCAACGACAUUCCCAUACUCCAUUGCCAGCUCGUUGUACAUCACCACCAGAUGUCGUACCACGUCCUGGAUCAUUCACAAUAAGUCCUAAUGCUACUACAAGCAGUAGUAUAAAUUGUACAACUAUUCUGACAACUUCAGGACAACGUCAUAAUCAAGUUGCUGGUGCUGGUGUUGGUGCUGCUGCUAAUAGUCUUUUAGGUGAGAUUGUGGUCGAGAAUUAUUUCGAUGAAUAUAGUAGACAGGAAAUCCGCCAUUCACGUGCGAUACAAUUAAAAAGGUUUGACUCUUCAACGACAGAGUCACACUAUAGUAAUAGUAAUAUAAAUAAUAAUAAUAAUAGUGCUAGUAGUAGAAGUAGUAAUAGUAAUGAUAAUAAUGAAAAUAAUAAUUUUUUGCAUUCCGGUACUAAUAAUAUAAAUAAUAUUAGUAAUAGUAAUAAUAAUAAUAAUUCAAAUGUCACUUAUGAUAGAUUAGGAAACCUCAAUAUAAACUUCGAAACCGUUAACGAAAGUAAUAAAUCAGAUUUGAACGAAUUCAACGAUGA